This is a messenger RNA of Penicillium pulvis, 1878 nucleotides long. RefSeq names its product phospholipid:diacylglycerol acyltransferase. The record is from RefSeq and is a predicted model, not a curated record. Gene Ontology annotation, molecular function: phospholipid:diacylglycerol acyltransferase activity. Gene Ontology annotation, cellular component: cytoplasm; perinuclear endoplasmic reticulum. Bases 1 to 1878 code for a protein of 625 amino acids. Lineage: Eukaryota; Fungi; Ascomycota; Eurotiomycetes; Eurotiales; Aspergillaceae. Gene Ontology annotation, biological process: lipid storage; triglyceride biosynthetic process. The transcript is spliced from 3 exons.
AUGUUGCGCCGCCGCGCGGGCAAGGACGACACCCCGUCCAUCGACGGCAACAACCGGGAUCUGAAAUCACAGACAGAAGAGGACAAGCUUCGCGCGGAAUUUGAUGGCGUGAAGGUCAAGCAGCUGGUGAUUCAACAACCGCGGCGGAGCAAGCGUCGCAAUGGGCUGAUCUUCGCGCUGGGCGGCCUCUUCGGCAUCUUCAUUGCGGUGUUUUUCGCGAACCAGCAGGAAGUCAUUAGCUUGGAGUCGCUGUUGGACUUGAAUCUCGAUACCUUGAUCGAUGCCAUUCCACAGGCAAUUAUGAGUGAUGCGAAGGAGUUCUCGCAACAUGAGCGCGACGCCGUCAAUUACGAUUCUUUCGCAAUCGGCCUACACCUCCGAUCACAAGGUAUUGAAGCAAAACACCCUGUCGUGAUGAUCCCUGGAGUUAUUUCCACGGGCCUCGAGAGUUGGGGAACGGGAGAUACUUCGCGUCAAUACUUCCGUAAGAGAUUAUGGGGCAGUUGGAGCAUGAUGCGGGCACUGGUUAUGGACAAGGCAGAAUGGAAGAACCACGUCAUGCUUGAUCGUGAGACUGGCUUGGACCCGCCCGGUAUCAAGCUGCGUGCGGCCCAGGGCUUCGAUGCGACCGACUUCUUUAUCACGGGAUACUGGAUCUGGAAUAAGAUCUUGGAAAACCUAGCGACAAUUGGCUAUGAUCCAACAAACGCUUUCACGGCCGCAUACGACUGGCGGCUCUCAUACCCGAACCUGGAAGUCCGCGAUCAAUACUUCAGUCGGCUCAAGUCAUAUAUCGAGACCGCGGUGCAGGUGCAAGGCGAGAAGGUCACUUUGACAUCGCACAGUAUGGGGUCACAGGUCGUGCUAUACUUUUUUAAGUGGGUAGAGAGCCAAGAGCAUGGCAAGGGCGGUAAGGACUGGGUGAACAAGCAUAUCGACUCCUGGAUCAACAUCAGCGGAUGCAUGCUUGGUGCUGUUAAAGGCUUGACGGCUGUGCUAUCAGGAGAGAUGCGUGACACAGCGCAACUAAAUGCCUUUGCUGUAUAUGGACUUGAAAAGUUCCUGUCCAAGGAAGAGCGAGCUGAAAUCUUCCGCGCCAUGCCAGGCAUUUCUAGCAUGUUGCCCAAGGGCGGCGAAGCUGUAUGGGGUAACGCAACGUGGGCGCCGGAUGACCAGCCAGGCCAGUUGAUGAGCUUUGGCAACCUACUUAACUUCCGCGAGACCAACUCAUCUUGGACGCGCCGCAAUCUCACCGCACCUGAGAGUCUACAGUACCUUCUGGACCAAAGCGAGGACUGGUACCGUAAUCAGGUACUGGAAAGUUACUCACACGGUGUCGCACACACCGCAGCCGAAGUUGAGGCCAACGAGAAAGAUCCUCGCACGUGGCUGAACCCACUCGAGACCCGGCUGCCUUAUGCACCAGACUUGAAGAUCUACUGCUUCUACGGCGUAGGAAAGCCCACCGAGCGCAGCUACUGGUACCAGGAGGAGAUGGACCCGCUAGUCAAUCUCAACGUCAGCAUCGAUACCACUGUCACAAUAGAUGAAAAAGUUGACCAUGGUGUCAACAUGGGUGAGGGUGAUGGCACUGUGAACCUACUUAGCACGGGCUACAUGUGUGCCAAGGGCUGGCGCAUGAAACGGUAUAACCCAGCCGGCUCAAAGAUUAAGGUCUUUGAGAUGCCACACGAACCGGAUCGCUUUUCGCCUCGCGGCGGACCUAACACUGGUGACCAUGUCGAUAUUCUUGGUCGUGCCUCAUUAAAUGACCUUAUCCUCCGUGUAGCCGGCGGCAGAGGCGAUGAAAUCGAGGAGACCUUUGUGUCUAAUAUCCGCGAGUACGCGGACCGUGUAAAGAUCUUUGACGACAAAUAG